Xenopus laevis (African clawed frog) is the source of this 1836-nucleotide messenger RNA. It is a transcript of the gene atosb.S, whose product is annotated as family with sequence similarity 214 member B S homeolog. The record is from RefSeq and is a predicted model, not a curated record. NCBI's taxonomy places the organism in Eukaryota, Metazoa, Chordata, Amphibia, Anura, Pipidae.
AUUGAGAUGGAUUUACCACCUAAGGAGGAGGCUGCAGAUGGGUGCUCAGGACUGCUGGGAGCUCCAAAAUCAUCAAAGCCAAAUGGAGCAUUGGAUGGAAGGGCAGAGUGCAGGUUUCUGGUUGGGUUCCCUUGAGCAGAUCACCAGAUUCAGAGAGUUUAUCAUGUCUCCAUCAUCCUGAUGUGCCAGCCUCUAAAAACCUCUUCCCGCAAACAUUAAAGGGCCUCUUCCUGAACCCAGCUCUUUCAAGAAGCCACCAGGAGUCCAAAGAGAGCCUUCUGGGGUCACCCAAGAAGCAGAUGGCCUUUAGACCAGUCUGAAGUUGCGAUGGGAGGAGGAAAACAGGACAAUAUUGAAGAUGACUUUCUCUCAGUUGAGGUACCACUGUGUUAUCUUGCUCAGCAUUUUUUCCCAUAGUUGGCCUACAUGUCACUGUAGCGACCGUGCUUGAGCCUCCCCUCUAGAGAGUAGUCUAGACUGCAGAGUAGUCAGUUGUUCAUAGUUUGUCAGCAGACAGACUCUCAUUUGAGUGACCAAGGCGCAUUGUACAGCAACCCAGCAGAGCACAAAAGAUUAUGCCAGAUGGACUGUCCACACCCACUGGGAAAUGGGACUAAGGUUAUCUUUGGAUAAUGAGGAAUAUAACGGAACUGAGGGGAGCUUGCCACCAACCAGCACCAUACUUGAUCAAAGUUUUUGCAAACAUUGCACAGCCUGAGGGCCCAGCCGAAAUGCCCUGCUCAACCCAACGGUAAUCUGUCAGCAGAACCGAUGUUGAAAGAGCCCCUUUCCCACGCUGGAGGCCCAAUCAGAGGGUCAGCCCUGCAGAAGGGGGGAAACACCUUCCCCCCCCCCCCAAGGGCCCAUUUCCGCCAUUGUACUCCAGGGAAUGGCUGUCAAAAGGGAAAGCUUGCUUCCAUCCAAGCGAAUCGGCAGACUCUGCUCCUGAGAUGAGGCCAAAGCAAGAAGUGCGAGGGCAGGCCAAGAUGCCAAGCGUUACAUGAGAGCCUGCAGGAGCCACCGACUCUUAAGGCUGCCCCCUUCUGGAAUCAAUCUCUACCAGCAGCCCGACGCUCGCAGAAAGCAGUUCUCUCAGAGCACAGUGGCGAAGACCAAACGAGGGCUGCAUCGAAAUCGAAAAUCCCUGAUCAGCUCCAGAAGGGACCUGCAGCGAGGAGCUGGGCCAAUUCCUGCAUCAGUCGCCCCCGCUGGGCAACUUUGAGGUGAGUCUAUCUGAAGGGCCGAUUCCCUCCUCCCGGUCACAUCGAAGGAUUCACUGCAGAGAUUGGUGCCAGCGGCUCCUACUGCCCCCAGCAUGUAUUACCAGUCCAAGUCACCUACUUCCAUAUCUCUGAGCACAGGUCCCCUCACCCAUCCGCAGGGAGUAUCAAUCUGGAAGCAGUUGGAAAAGGGUACACGUCCCCAGCACUGGAACCUACAAGGGGAACCUUAUUUAACCCAAAAGACUGUGGUGAAAUGUUUCUUGUUACCUACGACCUGAAGGACAUCCCCAAUCACAAUACCUUCCUGCGCCACCGCAUCUUCCUGGUGCCCGUGGAAGAAAGAGGAGAAGGCGGCGGAGAGGGGCCCCGAAGAUAAUGGUCGAUGAAUCCAAUCCCAGCAAGGGGGACGGCCAGGAGGAUCUUGUGUUAUCUCAUGCACCUGAGGUUUCCAGAGAUCCAGAUCAGGGGGAAAAUUACCUACGGGGACAUCCGCCUCCUCUUUUCCCGUAAGUCGAUUGAAGUGGACUCUAGAUCCCGUAUGAAUGAAAUUUUUUCAACCGAAACUCCCAGCAACCCCAAAUACUCCCUCGGGUUUGAAGGUGAAAACACAUGA